Naumovozyma castellii is the source of this 1032-nucleotide messenger RNA. RefSeq lists its product as uncharacterized. The coding region runs from base 1 to 1032 and encodes 343 amino acids. The transcript has a single exon. Lineage: Eukaryota; Fungi; Ascomycota; Saccharomycetes; Saccharomycetales; Saccharomycetaceae. The record is from RefSeq and is a predicted model, not a curated record.
AUGGUUAAAGUCAUUAAAGAAGUGGGUAAAAGACAGAGAUUAGAAAGGACAAGGGAAGAUGAGUCAAAAUCUUUUUCAUUUCUCGAGGUUAUUGAACGUGUGGAUUCUCUUCCAAUAAACUAUAAUGAGUUUGGCAAUUUCCAAGAAAAGGUAUACCAUUUAAUCACACAUGAUGGAAGAAGGAUAGGUUUUGUGUUGAAAUUUGUCAUUGAUGAGAUGAGGUUUGUAGCAGAAGAUAUAAUGAAACAGAUGUUCACGGUCGAUGAAAAAUAUCAUGGAUUGAGAUUUAAGAGCUCAAAUUUUGACGAAAGAAAUAAGCAAUUAGAUAUUCUUUCGAAAGAUAUGUAUCUGAAGUCUUCCAUUGCUGGUGUAAAAGGAUGGCGAAAUGAGAAAUAUGCUGUUUGGGUUGACAGAACCCCAUAUAUUCUACUGGAACGUGCAAUGGCCGGAGUAAUGGGUAUCAUUACAUAUGGCAUUCAUAUCAAUGGAUAUGUUCAAGAAAAUGAUAACGAUGAACUUAAAAUAUGGGUUCCAAGAAGAUCUGCCACUAAGCAAACGUGGCCCUUGAUGUUGGAUAAUAUUAUCGCAGGUGGUCUUGGAUACCCCUGCAGCAUUGAAGAAACUGUAAUAAAGGAAAGUAUUGAGGAAGCAAAUUUAGAAGAAAAAAUAAUUAGGGAAAAUAUCCGUCCAGCAGGUAUGGUAUCGUACUUAUAUUACCCAAAUGAUGUCACUACUGACACAUUUGAGGAUGAACGAAGUUUUAUUGUUGGAGAAAUUGAAUAUGUGUAUGAUUUAAAAGUGUCAGCUGAUGUGAUUCCAAGGCCUAAUGAUGGGGAAGUAGAGAGUUUCUCGUUAAUGGACCUUCAAGAUGUGAUUACUGCUCUCCAAAACAAAGAAUUUAAACCAAACUGUGCUCUCGUCAUGGUAGAAUUUUUAGUUAGACAUGGGUAUAUUACCACGGAAAACGAACCUCAUUACGGUGAAUUAAUCAAUAGAAUGCAUAGAACUUUACCAUUCCCAACUUUGAAUUAG